Molecule: messenger RNA, 2974 nt
Organism: Dentiscutata erythropus
Lineage: Eukaryota; Fungi; Glomeromycota; Glomeromycetes; Diversisporales; Gigasporaceae
Source: the annotation of a GenBank genome assembly
AUGGGCGGAAGUAGUCGUCACGAAAGAGACCGCGACUAUUCAGAAGGAAGUUCUUCUAGAAGAUCUCGCCAAGACGACUCUGGUAAUGUGUCGAGUGGUACGGCCAGUGAAGUGGGAAGAGAAUUUGCAAAUCGUUACGGGGGGCUAUUUUCUGAAAAAGAUUGGAAAUGUACAAUUUGUUCCAAUAUAAAUUGGGCUAGAAGAGCAGAAUGCAAUCAAUGUAAAACACCAAAACCAGGUUCAGAAACUACUAUGGGUUCAAGGGAAGGUCGUGGUGGAGGAUUUAUGGAGCGCGAUGAAGUAGUAGAAUACAAGAAAUCAAGAGAUGCAGAAAAAGACGAAGAAUGGGACGAAUUUGGUAGGAAAAGGAGAAAGAAUAGAGAUAGUGGAAUUUAUAAUAAUGGGAACGACAGUAAACGAGAAUCUUGGGCCGCAUGGAAUGAUAUUAUUGGUAAUGAAGACACAAAAGAGGAAAAAAAUGAAAAAAAAAACAAUCGAAAUAGGUCAAUUGAUGAUAGAGAACAGUCUAAAAAGCCAAGGUUAUAUAAUCAGCACCGUCGACGUUCUUCACGGUCACGAUCACCAUGCCGUCGCGAUCGUUCAUUGUCGAGUUCUUGGGACGUUUACGAUCAGCUUGCACAAAAAUAUUUGGAAUUAUUAGCAAUCGAGCAGGUCACCUGCGCCUUGUGGGACCAAUGUUGGGGUCAACAAGCAGCUUUGUUUGUAGCUCAACGAACAGCUUUGAAUGAUAACAACCAAACAGCAAUGAGUCAGGAACCUGAAAAUACUUCUGAUUUUAAUUCUAAUCAAGUUAAUGAUGCUGAUUCUUACAGAGACAACCAACCUAGUUUACCUCACACAGACUCUCAAAUAUCCCAAGCAUCGACCAUUACCGGUAUGGAUCAGUACAGCGGGAUUGAAGACGAUGAUGAGAUUCAUAAGGACAUUAAUAGCGACAUUGAUAAUAAGUUAGAUGAUAAGUUAGAUGAGUUAGUUGACCUUCGAUCAUUCAUUAAUGGAAGUCAACCGUUUUACAGUAGCAAUGGAUUAUUUAAUCACGAUAACCAUGAAUCUGCGGAGGAUAUUGAAAUGAUGAAUAAUGGUUCAUCACGAUAUGAAUCUGAUAGUGAAAGUGGUCCACAAUCAAGUAAGCGAAUUAAAAGAAAAAAGCUGGACGAAAUCUUAAGGCGUGAAGACGGAGAGGCUGAUAUGGAUGAUGAAACAAUGACAGAUGCUGAUCAAGAACUAGAACAAGAGACUGUCUUUCCUCCAAUACAAGAGGGUUUGUGUGUUGAAUGCCGAGAUCAGGAAGCUUCAUUCUUCUGUGAACAGUGUAAUGAAGACUUUUGUGAAGUAUGUUUUGCCAUGAUUCAUCGCACAGGAAGUCGGCGGAAUCAUACCAAAAAAAAUCUGAAAAAUGAACAAAGCAGUGAUACACUAGGAAAUAGCUCACAAGGUGUUGAACCUGUUUCGAAGCAAACUUCUAACGGUUAUACGAGUUUUGAAGAAACGUCUUUUGACGAUCCGGAUGUUGAAUCCAAAAUGACUUCAUUUGGCUCAUCAAGAGACGAUAUGGCAUCCGGAAAACGCUUAGUGGAACGUUCUAAAUAUAUUCCCAUUCGACUGAAUAUAGAAGAACGAAAGCUUCUUAGAUUAUUAGAAGCUGCCCUUAAUGUUUCCGAAUAUACGGACAAAAUUGAUAUUCUAUCACCUUACAACAAAAAAAACCGUAUCAUUCUACAGAUCAAAGAACUAUGUAGCAUUUUAUCUGGCUUAGUCGUUGCAAGCGACUAUAAAAAAGGCCAAGAAAUGUUUGCGAAUAAGUCAUAUGAAGAAAACGAAGAAUUCUAUCAAAAUAUUUUUGAGAUAGGGCGACGACACAAAAUAAUGAACCCUGAAAAAAUGAGAGAUGCUUAUGGAAAAUUAAUGUACAUGUUAAUGGAUUCGAUGAUACCUGAAGUUCAAUCGAUGCUCUCUUUUAAUUUGGUCAAACCUAUAAAAACUGUUUACAGUUUUCUUGAGGAGCGAGGUGGUAUUGAUUUGCUUUACGAUGAAAGAGUUGCUAUCGCUACCAGAGAAAUUAAGCCAGAGGGAAAGUCGAGAUAUCAAAUAAAUUCUGAAAUCAGACAAAAAGAAAGGGCUGUUGAAACAAUAAGCCGUAAAUAUGAAACUUUUAAACUAUCAUCCGACGACAUAAAAAUGUGUUUAUAUAGCAUUGGUGAUAACAACUCAUAUUUGAGGGCAAAUCGUGAUUGCUGUGAUCGUAUGCUCAAAAAUUUGAUAAAUUAUUUUAAUCCAAGAAGGGUCGAAGAUGGUUACUCAUUGGCCAUUCGUUCCGGAAGCAAUGGCGCACGUCUCACUCACAAUCAUGAGAUGCAAUAUUGUUAUGCUAAUCAAACAUUGUCCCUCUGGAGUGAGAUUCAGAAUGAAAUGUUUAUGCUUUGGUUUUUAGCCGACCAUGAUAUGCUAUCAGAUUCUAAUAUCUAUAGAUUACGAGACACCGGUCAAGGCUUGAAUAGAGUUCAAAAUUGUCCAGCUGUUUCAAAAGCAAUGCACACGAUUCUACAUCGUGCUCAACAAAAGGCAGGUCAUUGGGUUGGAAGUUCGGUUAUUCAUCUAGGUGACAAGAACGUACCAAAUGCACUCAUGUUCAUCGAUAAGUAUAAUCAAGUAUCACGUAUAUUAAAUCCAAUAUUGAUAUGUCUCGAUAAUAUCGAGCCUUUGGUUGGAAAAAAUCCCGGUAUCCGAACCUAUAUUUCGAAUUCUUUUGGAGGUGUCGAGGAACUCACUAAAAAGAUCCUCGCCGACUUUUUCCGAUAUGCUUUUGAUGGCAGUGGGGCUGACAAUUUCUUUGACGCUGGAAGUUGCAUUGAUGGACGCUUAACAAGUGCCUGGAACUGGUGCUCAUUAAUCGAAAAGAAAUCAUAUUUCCCUGUGUUUUUAUUGACGGGAUUUGUCGGUUUUGAUGGGGAAG